Messenger RNA from Triticum dicoccoides, 723 nucleotides. RefSeq names its product ubiquitin-like. Gene Ontology annotation, molecular function: protein binding; structural constituent of ribosome. Gene Ontology annotation, biological process: translation. Gene Ontology annotation, cellular component: ribosome. The coding region runs from base 78 to 497 and encodes 139 amino acids. The transcript is spliced from 3 exons. Lineage: Eukaryota; Viridiplantae; Streptophyta; Magnoliopsida; Poales; Poaceae. The record is from RefSeq and is a predicted model, not a curated record.
CCCCCACCCCCAGCAGCUCACCACCCCAAGCCCAGCGAGACGAGAGGAGAGCGAGAGCGAGAGCCACCGGCGGCGAGAUGCAGAUCUUCGUGAAGACGCUGACCGGGGAGACCAUCACGCUGGAGGUGGAGUCCUCGGACGCCGUCGGCAACGUCAAGGCCAAGAUCCACGACAAGGAAGGUAUCCAGCCGGACCAGCAGCGCCUCAUCUUCGCCGGGAAGCAGCUUGACCACAGCCGCACCCUGGCAGACUACAACAUCCACAAGGACUUCACCCUUCACCUCGUCCUGUGCAUCAUCGGCGGGGACAAGGGCUCCUGCUACCCGUCCAAGAUGGAGCCGAACCUGCUUGCGCUUGCCCUCAAGUACAAUCAGCAGAAGCUCGUCUGCCGCAAGUGCUAUGCGCGUCUACCCCUCAGGUCUGCCAACUGCCGCAAGAAGAAGUGCGGCCACAGCAAUGACAUCUGGCCCAAGGAAAAGCUCCGCUACCAUGACUGAAGCACUUGAAACAUGAUCAAGUGACAUGUGAUAGCUGGAUUAACUGGGAGUUCAAAGUUUGGUUCGAGUCUUAGUUUCUUGGAUAUGAAGUUUCAUCCUAGUUAAAUGUUGUCCCUGAAACAUUCUAGCCUCUUGUAACAGUUUUUGUCUUGGUAUGUGCAAUUUGCUUUUGCAUGAAUGAUGAAAUCAAGUAUUUGAGGUCUACUAGCUUGAAAGAUAUGAUGAA